Messenger RNA from Xyrauchen texanus (razorback sucker), 1670 nucleotides. Its product is annotated as protein CDKN2AIP homolog A-like. Gene Ontology annotation, cellular component: nucleoplasm; nucleolus. NCBI's taxonomy places the organism in Eukaryota, Metazoa, Chordata, Actinopteri, Cypriniformes, Catostomidae. The transcript is spliced from 4 exons. The record is from RefSeq and is a predicted model, not a curated record. The coding region runs from base 121 to 1059 and encodes 312 amino acids.
UGACGCAACCCCAAGCUCGACCAAGCAAGCACACUGGCAGUUCCACCACAACAUUACAAAUAAUCAUAUUUUAUUAUAUAUAGUUGAUGAGGAGUCAACGGAAGGGAUAACUGUAGAGUGAUGGCGGAGGGGAGAGGAGGAGACAUUGUCUCUGAGUUCCUCGGUCAGAAUCCCCACCUGGUGAACUGGGUGGAAUCAUUAAGAGGACACUGUGAGACAAAUAAACAGUGGGAUGCUAGAAGAGAGUUUGUCCUGCGCAAUAUGGAGAUCUUCCCUACCAUCCGACCUGGGACCCCAAGUCCUAGUUUGGACAGGCUACUGUCUCUGUCCAUGGUUUGGGCCAACCAUGUGUUUCUGGGCUGUCGAUACCCACAACCUGUAAUGGACAAGAUAAAUGAAAUGGCAGAAGGAAUCACUGUGAACAAAGCCCCUGGGCGAAAGACUAGAGAUGAAAUCAUGGGGAAAACAAAAAGACCUGCCGCCUCAGCAGUGGCUGCUGACUGCCAGGUAAAGAAGAAUAAACCCAAUGAUACUGACCUUAAAGCUCCAGUGAAGAGUGUUGCGUGUCCAGCUGCCAGUAAAGUGAAAUCAGGCCCUCCACUAGGGGCUCCCGCAGAACACCAGCCCUUUUUCAACCGACUCUACAAGGCUAUUGCAUGGAAGCUUGUGUCUGCGGGUGGCUAUGGCCCCAACCUUGAACAUUUUGAGAUCUUGCGCAGUUGUGUGGAUUCAUGCAAGGCUAGCCUUAGCUGUGUGUUCGUUCCACUCAAAGACAUUCCUGACCUGCCCUCGGGACGUACCCAGAAAGAAGGCCAGGUAUGUGAACUGCGCUGCCACGCCGUUUACAUGGGCACAGGUUACGGACGUGAUAAAUGUGCCGCUAGGGCAAUGGCCUCCAAGGAAGCCCUCAAAGUAUUUCAAGGGCGGAAAGUGACAGUGAAAGUUUGCCGCCGCAGGUUCAGAGGACUAGACGUCGAAGAUUUGGUUCUGCUGGAUGAACAGCUCAGAGCUCAAGUCUUUCCUCCAGCUCUCAUCUACCCCUUUCAGGGAGACCAGUAAAGUUGCAUUCUGCUGGAGAUUUACCAGGGUUACUGUUAAAUAUGAAGUUUCUGAUUCAGUUGUGACAGCCUUUGAGAUCCUUUCUGCAGUUUCCAAUGUUUGCGUUGUUCAGAGUUCAGUUAUGCUACAUGGUCUUUCAGAAUGGCACUUUGAAGAAGGACGUAAUGGGUUUAUUCUAUGGUUUAUAAAGAGAUAUAAAAAAUAGUGGCAGACAGUUUUUUUGUCCCAAAAUGUUUGAUUUGUGUUUAUCAAGUUUUGGGUUGUUAAACAUCUGUAACUGCGUUGAAGUGGUUUGAAAACCUGUUGUUUUAAUUAGUAAAAGAUUCAAAAACCUUGAAUACGAUUUGUUUUAUUUAUUGCUACAACCUUACAUUGAGAAUAUACAGUUUGUGGAUGACAACCUGUUGGAAAUGGAAUAUGAGUGUCAAUUCAAAAGGAUGUUAUUCACAAGAGUACAUCUGGAAUUUAUUUGCUCUGAUUAUUUAUCUCAUAAAACUUUUGCCUCCCCUUUAAAAUCUAAGACAUUUUUUUUAAUUUAUUAUUUUUAUACAACCUAUCACAACCAAUUUCCUGUACAUACAUUGUCAAAACAGUGCGCAAUAUUGUUAAUG